Molecule: messenger RNA, 3862 nt
Organism: Fimicolochytrium jonesii
Lineage: Eukaryota; Fungi; Chytridiomycota; Chytridiomycetes; Spizellomycetales; Powellomycetaceae
Exons: 3
Coding region: 196-3711 (1171 amino acids)
Source: RefSeq, a predicted model, not a curated record
CGCCGAUCUCGGCUCUUUUUCAUCAUUUUCCUACGCCCCACUUCGCACCAAGGCUGCAGGCGUGGGAAAAUCCACUCGGGAAAAGUGCUAUCACGGACUGGAGGCAGAAGCUACGGUCACUUCCCAGGAAAGAAGACGGAACGGGAGGAUAUCUUCCCCAACUACAAAACUUCAGGUGGAUUUGAGGCUGGAGACAUGUCGACGUUCACUCCGCUGGCCGGGGAGGCUGCAAGUGCUGCUGCAAUUGAGGAGGAGUUAAAAGACCUGCCUCCACGUCCUCCUCAUUUUGCGAUUCCCACCCGUACGAGGAGUUUGCGAUCUGUCCAAUCACUCCGCAAUGUGCAUAGCGAGGAGAGGCUCCAGAAAUUGGGAGGGGUCGGUAGUUCAGAGGAUACCCUUGUGGAAGUCGCACAACACUCGUCACCAACCUCCUCUUCCUCCGAAGACGAGGACGACGAUGUACCGCUGGGGCAGCUCAUUCCCCAAACCGCCGAAUUAGGAGUAUCACAACCAGCACCCUUACUGGAAGAAGCCGAUUUAGACACCCGAUCGCACUACUCGGACGACAACCCCAGCGACUCAGUCUCCCUCCCCACAGACACCUCUACAAUAAGCGCCCCACCGUCCGAUAUAGUCGAAGAUUUACCCAACGAGGACAAUUCCCCACGAGACUCCCUCGAAUCCGUCGAAUCGGGAGAGUCCCGUGCAACGCUGAACAAGGGAAUGAGCAAGAGCGUCGAGAAGCUGACGUUUGAUAUCCGCAAUGCGUUCAGGAAUGGGUUGGAGCAGGCAGCGGAAGAUAACCCCGACGUUGUGAAUGAGGAGGAGUCGCCGGCGACCGUGGCGAAGGUUGCGCAACCGAUUGUUGUUCAUACGGUUCUCGCAGGCGUGACGCACGAGCAUAGUCCAGAGGGUCAUUUUGAGGCGGUUCCUGCUGGAGAGGCGAAUGAGGAGUUCCUACAGGUUACACCAGACAUCUCGAUUGAGCAUUCGGAGCUUUACAGUGAAGGUAGCACACCGCCUAUACCUGUUCAUGAGAUUGUAACUCCGGUUUUAGAGGCCCCGACCCCUGCGGCCAUGCCUCUAGGAGUCAGCUCCGAGAACGCUGGGGAUGCUUCCGCACAGAACAUUCAGGAGACAACCGAGGAACCUGUCCUUGUAGCUGCAGACAUCGAUCUCGAGGCCACUCCCAACGCCGCCAGAAGUGAUUCUCUCCCAGUCACGAAGCCGGUACAAGCAGCUCCAGUUUCAGUAUCCAGGGGGAUUGCUUCCCCACCCCAGCGAUCGGUACCACAACGCACACCCCCAACUACAAUCCCGAAGGCGACCUCACCAACGGGGCUCAUUUCGCCCACUCAAACCCGACCGCCAACCUCCUCAACCCCUCAGUCCACCCCUCGCGCAGCCACCACCACCGAGCCAAAAACUCUGAAGAAUAGCAUAUCCCGCAACUUCUUCGCUUCCACCCCUCGCGCACCCGCCACCACCGAGCCAAAGACCCUGAAAAAGAAGCGCAGCUUUUUUGCGUCAUGUUUACCAUCGUGGUUGACUAAGAAGGACACGAAGAGUAAGACGACGUUGCCGACUGUUUUGGAGAGUCAGCGUGCGGUGCCGUUGGAGGGGGGAAAGGGGAAGGGGAAGGCUGUAGAUGGUGAUGAGCGGGAGGGGUUGGUUGGGACGAGUAGUGGUGCUUCUGGACCGUCGAGGGUGCCUAUGAUCAAUAUCGGCACGGGCAAACCACGAGUAAGCGUCUCCGGCAUGGCCACCCCCUCGCACAUCCUCCGGACCCACGCCUCCGUCGACAGUCUCGCCCAAAGCGUCCGUCUCCGAUCACAGCCAUCCAUUGACAGUUUUGCCAACAGCGAUUCGUCACCGACUACUACCGAGAAGAAGAGCAUAUUUAGGCAUCAGAGGGGUUUUUCGAGGGAUGAACGGAGGGUUGGAGAGGAGGAUGCGAGUGAGAGGAAAGAAGGGAAGGAAGAUAGUGGACCUGGUGAUGUUGUCGUGCCGUCUAAAAAUGUCGAUCCUGCUUCGGGAGGAGCUUCCAAUAUCCCGGAGGCAUCAGUCAACAUCGAAGAACUCGCCCGCUCCAUCCCCCUCCCCGAAGACCAUAUCGUCUCCUCCAGCGCCGAAACUCUCGUCGCAACCGACGGCGCCGUCCUCGACACACUCAAAACCCGCGCGGUCGAUGACGACGCUGCGUCCAUGUACUCUGACGCCUCCUCUGAAGCGCUGACGCUGGCGUCGCUUGACAGUGAAGCGGAUGUGGAGGAGCAGUCGGUGCAGAAGGCUGUUGUUGAAGAGGACAGGGUUGAGAUUCCGUCGGCGCCGGCGCGGACCGAGACCCCGCUUUCGUUUAAUGGGCUGCGGGAUGUGCAGAUUCCCGUCGCUGUCGCUGCGCCGGCCUCCAACUACACCAUGGAUGAGGACACUGUCUCGGUCAACGCGGUGGGCACCAGCCGAUUCGCCGAUCAACCGGCUGCGCCAGCACUGAAGCUGAGCACGAAGCGGAGCGGGAUGGUCUUUAUCAACCCCGAUGACGACGAGUCUACACCCUUAUCGGCGCUCACGUCCCGCGGUACACCGGAACCGCUCACGGCGUCGUCCCCGCGCGCCCCGCUCGCUUCUGCCCCGGCUUCCACUGCGUCUAGUCUUCCCACACUGGUAACUCCCACAGCCGCGGACCGCUACGACGUGCAAUCAACUACGCAGUCGGCUCAACGCUCUCCAGACGGCAGCAUCCGUAACGAAUCCGCAGCACCCUCCCUCACCGUCCCUGUCUCCUUCGACAGCCUUUACCACGACCUUGUGAUCUCCAACAUGGAUUUCGCAGAGUUCGCGGACCGCAUCUCCUCUAAAACCAGUUUAGCGACCCACACCUCUUCCUCCGGCUCCACAAGCACGCUCGACCGCAGUUUAUCGAUGUCCGGCAUGUCCCAGGCCCGGAUCGCCCCACAACACAAUACAUUGUCCGUCCGCCCCUCCAUGCCCUCCCUUCGUCUCCUCAACUCUUCCACCACCCCGCAACAUGCGACGAAAGUCUACGCGCUGCCCAACGCCUCAUCAUCUAGCACGUCCUCGGGAACCACACCGUCCUCGACAGCCUCAUCAUCCCUGAACCGCCCGACCAACACGGUGAAUAAAUUCAUAGCACGCCCAGCGCAUAUCCUCACCCCGCCGCAUACACCCCCCGCCUCACCCGCGCGAAACGGACAGAAAACAGAGGCGGAGAGUAUCAGCGACACCGUAUCAGCAACCGACCACUGGCGCCGCAACAUCGCCCGCGCACUCGAAUCCACCGCCACGUUAAGACAUGCAAGUAGUCGGUCGACUUUAGCGAGUCACGCGAGGAGGUCGCCCGAACCUGUCUAUUCUCCCCCAGCGACGACCGUGACACCUGCCGCGUAUGAGAGGGGCUACACAUCCCCACCCUACGCAGUUCCCACCAAACGCCCAAACAGACCCGCCCCGCCACCGCCCAACACCGCUCCAUAUAUCCCCACAUCUCCGACAUCCCCCACAUCCUCAACCACGGCACAAAACCCACCCUUCCGCCGACCCACCCCCACCCGCGCACGUACACAGGAUAGGAAGAACGCGUACUCGUUACAUGAAGAUUUCGUGAAUGCGAUUGAGGGGAGUUUGAUGGGGGAUGGGGAGGAAGGGUUGGCGGACGUUGUUAGUUUUGCGUUGGCUAUGUCCGAUCAAUGAUUUAUUUCCCUUUUUGUUUCGUCUCACACGCGGCGUAAUAUCGCUUACAUUUACAUUUUAGUAGCCCUCAUAGACAUUUUUAGAUAAUACUUCUCUCACUCUCUCACACGCACACACAUAUGAAUCAUAGUUCAUGCCCCCCCCCCCCCCC